GUUUACAGUCUUGCGCCUGCUUUGCAGUUUGAUUUGUUUUCAGAUUCUCAAAGUGUCUUUUUGGUUAAAUGAAAUGGUAAACGUUGUGAUAGUUUUUGGUUCAAACCUAAGUCCAAGUAUAAGUCCUUAUUUGGUUAACAAUGAUUAGUUUCAUUUCACAUCUAAUACAGUUAACAUCAACCAUACAAUCGACAAGCUUACAGUAACCAACAAGAGUAACAAACAUUUUACAACAUCAACAACCAACAACAACUACUACAACAACAACUAUUAAAACAACAGCUACAAGAACAGUAACAACAAGAGUUAUUCUUUAUUUUUAAAUCUUGUGCUUUUUAUCCAUCAUUUCAACCCAACUUUAUUAUCUAUCUGUUUAAGCUUGUUUUACUUUAUUCUGUCGACAUUUUUCUCUGUUUUUUCUUUGUUUUCCUUUCUUCUUUCUUUCACCUUCAUGUCUUUUAAACAUUUAACCUUACAUAUUUUUUUGACAAAACUGUUUACAUGAUGAAACUUGGAUUUGUGGUAACCUGAAACCGUGAUUAGCAUCAUCAUAAAACACACACUCAACAUAAAGUCCAAUUAAUUGUAUUUGAUUAAUGCCUUGUUAUACUGUGUAACUACCGGUGAACACUAAACUCAUCAAGCAACAACCAGAACAGCAAAAGUCCAUUGGAUUGGUGUUGAUGGAAGAGCAAUAAACAAGGUCAACAUUUGACAGAAGGGAACCAGUUCAGGUUGACCAACAAAGAAACCAAGAGAAACCCAAAAACACCGAGAGUUUAACAGUGAAAAUUGAAGAAACAGCAAAAGAAAUGGUUCUGUGAUUAUUAUUGACUAUUUAUCGUCUCAUCAUUGAGUAUUUACAAGUUGAUAACCUGUGAGAGGGAGACUGAUUAUAAUUGCGAGAUUGAUUAUUGAUGGAUAACAUGAUAAUGUCACCGGUGAAUAUUGAAGUGAGGAAAGGACGGAAACGUCGACCAAGCAACAGCCUCGAAGACGAUCCAGUUAUGGAUGAUUGUACAGCCGCUUUGGUUCUAAUGAGUCUCUCUUGUUCACCCAAAUCAACCUUUAUCCCUGAUCGAGGCACUUAUUCAAUGUCUGUGAAGAGCAUCGAUUCUGGUGUUGGCUAUUGUUCAGCAGCUAGUCGAUCCAAUACACCUUCACCGACCACAAUCAACGAAGAUUCAACUGCCCCAAUUGCCAUUGAGAUUAAUAAGGAUGAUGAACAAAUUAAUGGAUUAACAAUCAAUAAAGAUGAAGGAAUUGAUAUGGAUGAAACUAUUGAUUUUAUCAUUGAUGAUCCAAUACAAACCAGUGUUGAGAAGGCACGACGAAUUGUGUUCAAAUGUACUUGGCGUGGAUGUGGCCUUCGAUGUGAUCUUGUUGAAGAUAUUGAGAAACAUGUUAGAAUAGUUCAUCUUGGACGAAGUGAGGCGACCGGCGAAGAUGAUAAUGAUCAUGAGGAAGAAUUUUAUUAUGCUGAAAUUGAAGAAGAGAUGGAAAUUGAUAAUAUUAGUAGUAAAGAGAGUUCAUGUUCUAGUGACAGUAGUCUGGGUCCUUUGUCACCCGUCUCGAGUUCACCAGAGUCACCUAACAGUACAAAUUACAAUCUAAGCCCAACACUCAGCUCGGCUUCCCUCCUUUUCUUUGCUCCUUCACCCACUUGGAGUCAUCUUGAUAUGGCUCGACCUCCACACGAAGAUCCUGAGUACCAAAAGCAACAAAAGCAACUUCAACAGCAACAACAACUACAACAAAACCAGCAAGUGCAAAAUGUUCAACAGACAACUUCUGUGAAUCAAACUAUUCUCAGUGCCCAGAUUAAACCGGAACCGGAAAGGAAGACAGUGAUAUCAAGCCCGAUCAACAUUCCCGGUAUUUCGGUGGCCCAUCGUUGGUCGACAAAAGUACGUGAUUCUGCUUCUCUUUCAUCGUCUUUCUCGACAAGUUGCAACUCAAGCUACUCAUUUUCAAAUUCCCACCACCACCAUCAUCAUCUCAAUAAUCACAUGCUUCAUCAUCAUGCCAACAACAACAAUAAUCAUCACUAUAAUCAAUCUCAAGCAUCUCUCCUUGCCUCAAGUCCAAGUCCAGUAAACCUUUUCUCGCCAAAAGCUCCUUCCAAAGUUAUGCGAUUAAGUAGCAACACAUCCAGCCCGGUCAACAUUAAGUCAACAAACAGCACAACCUCGGUAAUUGCUGUAACCUCAUUAGCCUCGUCAUUAAGCGCAACCGGAACAGUAAACCUUGCCACAACCAGUGUCAACACCAGCAACAUUAGCACUACCAAUGGAGCAAACAGCAACAACAUGAAUGCCACCAACACUACCAGCAUUACCAUAAACCCAACCAAUGCAAGUAACUCUAGUAAUCAUUCAAGUAACAGCAAUCAGUGGACAAGCUUGUUGCAAUCAUCAAGCUCGUCGGCCACUAGCAAGGGUCAUAGCAUAUCGCCAACCCGACGAACCCGAACCGAAACCAGAAAGUGUCGUAAAGUUUAUGGAAUGGAAAAUCGUGAUUCAUGGUGUACUCAAUGCAAAUGGAAAAAGGCUUGCACUCGUUUUGUCGAUUAAAGGAAAAGAGUGAAAAUCGUGAAAAGAGAAAGAAAAAAAAGCAAGCGCAAAAUUAGACAAAAAAAGAUGAUGACAAACAAGGAAUGGAAAAAAAGCUUCAAAUCGAUUGCCAUUCAAAACUUUCUCCUUUUAUCCUCAUCAUUCUCUUUUAUUCGCAUCUUCUUUAUCACAAUUUGCCUUUCAAGUUUCUUUAACCCCUUUCUUUUCUUCUCCUUUUGCUUUCUCAUAAUUUUUUAUCUUAAUCUUUUUUCCAUAAUUUUCUCUUUUCCUUUGCUUCUCUAAAUCAUGUUUCAUCUUCCCUGAUAAAACACACUUCAAACCGCAUCAGUUUAAUCACAGAAAAACAAAAUCUUCGCCUUGCUUUGCCUUCUCAGCUUCUUCUUUUCCUUUUCCUUUCUCUUCUAAUUUUCGCUCAUCACUCAAUAUACACUCAUCAUUUCCUUUUCCUUUCUUUCUUUGCUUCCUUUCUACUUCAUUUUUCUCUUGUUUCUUCAAAACUCAAUAGAUUUUUCAUUACACAGCAUCGAAAAUCAAGUUGUACCUUGUUCUCAGCAUCUUUACUCAUGAAAUCAACUUCGAUUAAAAAAUUGAGUCAGCCAUAAAGAUCAUGAAAUUCACAGUCAAACUGACCAAGAGCAAUCCAAGAUUUUGUCUUCUCCAACACCGAAUACUUUGUGAUAAAUUUCAUGAUCUUUAAUGAACGACUGUUUUUCUGAGUUGAAUCUGCUUUCGAUGAGCAAAGAUGCCAAAACAAGGCACAACUCAAUUCGCGCUGCUGAAUAUAUUAUACAUUCAGAUAUUUUUUUGCCUCUCAUCGUUUUUAGUUAUAUCGUUUUAAAUUGAAAUAUAUACAAAAUUCAUUGCUCACAUUUUUUUAUUUUUCAUUCUAAUAUUUAUUUCUCUCUUUUUUUGUUCAAUAUAUUCUUCUUUUCUCUCUCAUCAUUUUCAUCAUCACAUUUCUUCUUCUUUCCCCGUGUCUUCCCUUUUCAUCUUAUCAUUUUUGCUUUGACAUCCAACUCUUUCGUUUGAUUCUUUUGCAAAACUUCAAAGACUCAAAACGAGAAAAAAAUUUAAAUUCAACAAAACAAAAUGAAGACACAACAAUAGACAAAAAAGACAAAAAAUCUUACAAGAAAAAUUUUCUCCUCUUUGUGCUGGUUUUUAAACAAACAAAAAGCAAAAACAAAAUGCACAUUAACAUGAUGUUAUACCCUUUGGUUGUUCACCUUAUUAAUGAAAUAAUAAUAACAAUAAUAAUAAUGAUAUUAAUAUUUAGCAUAUCCAAUUGCAAAUU
Molecule: messenger RNA, 3867 nt
Organism: Tetranychus urticae (two-spotted spider mite)
Lineage: Eukaryota; Metazoa; Arthropoda; Arachnida; Trombidiformes; Tetranychidae
Biological process (GO): regulation of transcription by RNA polymerase II
Cellular component (GO): nucleus
Molecular function (GO): RNA polymerase II cis-regulatory region sequence-specific DNA binding; DNA-binding transcription factor activity
Source: RefSeq, a predicted model, not a curated record